Scaptodrosophila lebanonensis is the source of this 3541-nucleotide messenger RNA. RefSeq names its product lysosomal alpha-mannosidase-like. Gene Ontology annotation, molecular function: carbohydrate binding; alpha-mannosidase activity. The coding region runs from base 90 to 3326 and encodes 1078 amino acids. Lineage: Eukaryota; Metazoa; Arthropoda; Insecta; Diptera; Drosophilidae. Gene Ontology annotation, cellular component: lysosome. The record is from RefSeq and is a predicted model, not a curated record. Gene Ontology annotation, biological process: mannose metabolic process. The transcript is spliced from 9 exons.
AUGAUAUUCAACAAGAAGUUUAUAUUAUAGACGGAAACCAAAUACAAUUGAAAGUCUUUGGAUUGCAAAUACAAAUCAAAGAGGGCGCCAUGUCCGAAAAAGUUGCCUGCAGAUGGCCAUUAUUCUGUUUGUUAGUGUGUGUCAUAGGCCUAGUCGAGGGACGUCCUAGCAUUAGGGAAGACCCGAUAACAACAGACGACCCGCGGUGCGGCUACGAGAGCUGUCACCCAACAAAACCAAAUAUGCUGAAUGUCCACCUUAUACCGCAUACGCAUGAUGAUGUGGGAUGGCUGAAGACUGUGGAUCAAUACUAUUACGGCAGUGAAACGCUCAUCCAGAAGGCUGGGGUGCAGUACAUUAUAGACUCAGUUGUAGACGCCCUACUGAGAGAUCCCAACAAGCGCUUCAUAUAUGUCGAGUCGGCGUUUUUCUUUAAAUGGUGGAGAGAGCAAACCUCAGAGCUGCAGGAGAAGGUGAAAAUGCUGGUGAAUGAGGGAAGGCUCGAGUUUAUUGGCGGCGCCUGGAGUAUGAACGAUGAGGCAACGACACAUUAUCAGAGUGUCAUCGAUCAAUUCGCAUGGGGAUUAAGACGCUUGAACGACACCUUCGGAGAAUGUGGCCGACCACGCGUUGGCUGGCAAAUCGAUCCGUUUGGGCAUUCAAGGGAGAUGGCAUCCAUGUUUGCGAAUAUGGGAUUCGAUGGAAUGUUUUUCGGCCGCCUCGACUACCAGGAUAAGGACAACCGCCUAAUGACAAAGACUCCAGAAAUGAUUUGGCAUGGCUCAGCCAAUUUGGGUGAGACAUCGGAUUUAUUUACUGGAGCUCUUUUCAACAAUUACCAGGCGCCAGCAGGUUUCUGCUUUGACAUACUGUGCGCUGAUCAGCCAAUUAUUGACGGCAAACACAGUCCAGACAACAAUGUAAAAGAACGGGUUGAUACGUUCUUGAAGUACGUGAAUAAACAAAGCCGAUACUAUCGUACCAAUAAUGUCAUAAUAACGAUGGGCGGCGAUUUCACCUACCAAGCCGCUUCUGUUUAUUAUAAGAAUCUCGACAAGCUUAUACGGUAUGCAAAUGAGCGACAAGCAAAUGGAUCGAAUAUCCACUUGCUCUACUCCACGCCGUCAUGCUAUCUUAAGUCUUUGCACGACGCCGGCAUCACUUGGCCAACCAAGAGCGACGACUUCUUCCCAUAUGCCUCCGACCCACAUGCAUACUGGACCGGCUACUUCACCUCGCGCCCCACACUGAAGCGGUACGAGCGGGACGGAAACCACUUCUUGCAGGUCUGCAAGCAGCUGAGUGCAUUGGCUCCGAAGAAAGCGGCUCCAUUCGAACCACACUUGACAUUCAUGCGCGAAACAAUGGGCAUAAUGCAGCACCACGAUGCGGUGACUGGCACCGAGAAGCAAAAAGUUGCCCUGGACUAUGCCAAGCGAAUGAGUGUGGCUUUCAGGGCUUGUGGAACAAAUACGAGAUCGGUGCUAAACCAGUUGUCCACAAAUGAAGGCGCACAGCCCGGAAGGAGGCGGCGGUCAGCCUACCCAUUCGAAUUCAAAAGCUGUUCUUUGCUAAACAUAAGCAGUUGCUCUGUGUCUGAGUCGAACGAGCCUUUUGCCAUAACUCUCUAUAAUCCCCUCGCCCACCCUGCCAAUGAGUAUGUGCGAGUGCCAGUGCUCGGUUACAACUAUGUCGUGACUGAUUACAAUGGAGCUGAAUUGAACACUCAAGUAGUGCCUGUGCCUGCGGGUGUUUCCAAAAUAAAGCAUCGCGCUUCAGUGGCUAAGUAUGAGUUAAUAUUUUUGGCCUCUGAUCUGCCGCCUGUUGGUUACAAGACGUUCUAUGUGCAAAAGAGCGAUACUGACAGAGGACAUAUGAAUCCCUCAUCCGCGCCAAGAAAAACAUCAAGUCUUAUCAGUAUUGGAAACAAAGAUCUUCAACUUCUAUUUGAUACGAAUGGAUUCCUAACAGAGAUUCAAGCGGAUGGGAUGGCCCGCACAAUUAGUCAGGAAUUCUUGUAUUAUGUGGGUGCUAUUGGCAACAAUGAAGAAUUUCUGAACCGUUCAUCAGGCGCCUACAUUUUCCGCCCACUGGACAACAAAGUCUAUGCCGUUGCUACUCAAGUGGAUGUGGAGGUGUAUAAGGGACAUUUAGUGGAGGAAGUGCACCAAAAGUUUAAUGAUUGGAUAAGUCAGGUUGUUCGCGUGUAUCGCGACAAACCCUACGCGGAGUUCGAAUGGCUGGUCGGACCCAUUCCUAUUGGAGAUCGCAAAGGAAAGGAAAUUGUUACACGUUUCAAGUCGGAUAUACAAUCAAAUGGCGUCUUCUACACCGACUCCAAUGGUCGAGAAAUGAUAAAGCGCAAACGGGACCAUCGAGAUACUUGGAAUCUAAAGCUGCACGAAAAAAUUGCUGGAAACUAUUACCCGGUCACAACGAAAAUUGCACUCGAAGAUGACACAGCACGGAUGGCGAUUCUUACAGACCGAGCUCAAGGUGGUAGCUCACUGGAGGAUGGAGCCCUUGAGCUCAUGGUACACCGGCGUUUGCUCCACGAUGAUGCGUUUGGAGUGGGGGAGCCCCUCAAUGAAACUGAGUACGGAGAUGGUCUAAUAGCCCGGGGCAAGUUGCACUUAAUUUAUGGCCAACCUAUCCAGAAGGCUAUUGAGCGACAGACCCAGCUGGAGACUCUCUUGCCCCCAUGGAGGUUCUUUAGUAGCAUGUCUGCAUAUACAGUCGAUGAGUGGCGCACUUCCUUCAAGAAUAUCUAUACAGGUAUUACGCGCGCAUUGCCCGAACAAGUUCAUUUGCUGACCCUAGAGCCUUGGCAUGAAAAUGAGUUGCUUGUGCGCUUUGAACAUAUAUUGGAGAAAGAUGAGGACCCGCUCCUUUCAAAGACGGUUCAGUUUAAUAUUAAUGAUAUAUUGAAUACCUUCAACAUUGAAGACAUCCGGGAAACCACUCUGGAUGGCAAUGCUUGGCUCUACGACACGCAUCGCAUGGAAUUUGUUCCAGACGCCGAAGAAGAUGAUUCCUACAAUAACUAUGCCAUAUUUGCGAAAUCCGUCAAGGAAGUGCAUUUACUGAGUGCUCAGAAGCCCCUACUUGCGACUAAAUAUUUGGACGAGGCAUUACCAGCCGGCGAAUUGGGUGCGGAAAGCAACCGUUUGAAACGGAAAACUCAAAGGGAACCUUUCGAGAGGGAGAAACCGUCAAAUACUAUUAAGAAAUCCCCUCUAAGUGGAGAUGAUGAUACCAAAUUUAUUAUUGAACUGGCUCCAAUGCAGAUUCGAACGUUUGUCGUUUAUUUGGAAAAAAGUACAUAGAACACAUUUGAAUAUGUAUGUAUGUGUAUGUAAAGAAAAUAUGUAUAAGAAUCAGAUUAUCGAAUGUGGCUUUACGCUACAAUUCAGAAAUUGCUAAAAAUAUUAGUACAUACUUUGUAUAUUUUACUAUUCUUGGGUCAGAAGUGAAGCCUAUGAUUCAGAGAUAGAAACUAUUGGAAACUAUUAAUAAAAUACAUACUACUAUUCCUUAAAUA